AUGAGUCAAAUAAAAAACACGCGCACAAGAAAGGAUAACACAGAAAAAGUACCCGAUAAAGAUAAAAUGGAAGCCACUGAAACUAUUUCAAAUACAAUUAUUUACCAAAAACUGAACGAAAUGCAGAAAAGUCUAGAAUUCCUCUCAGCAAAAUUUGAUGAAAUGCAAAACGAAAAUAAAGAACUGAAAAAGAUACUGAAAACCCAAGAUAAAGAUAACAAAAUGUUAAAAGAAAGACUAGAAGCCCUUAAAAAAAUUGUUGAAAGUCAGGAGAGAGAAAAAAUAGAAAACAAUAUAGUUAUUAGUGGAGUAGAUAAAAUAGAUCAAAAUGAAAAUACAAAAGAAGUUGUAACGAAAAUAUUACAACAAAUGAGUUGUAACACAAGUACCAUUGCAAAUAUACAAAACUGUUACCGAAAAAAUUCAAAUAACGAGAACAACCCAAUCAUAAUCACACUAAACAACAAGCAAUCAAAAAUUAAUAUUUUGAAAGCACGAAAAGAAAUUGGAUCAUUACAAACAAGAGAAUGUCACAUUAAAGGAAGGAACAGCGAUAUAUUCAUAAACGAUCACCUAACAACUUUAACCGGGAAAAUAUUUUACGCUACUAGACAGCUAAAGAAAGGGAAGAAAAUCAGAUAUACAUGGAUUCGAGACGGUAACGUAUAUAUCAGGAAAACAGAAACAAGCGAAAAAAUAAAAAUCAAACAGUUUACAGAUAUCGAAAAAUUAGACCAAUAA
This is a messenger RNA of Sitophilus oryzae (rice weevil), 741 nucleotides long. RefSeq lists its product as uncharacterized. The transcript has a single exon. The record is from RefSeq and is a predicted model, not a curated record. Bases 1 to 741 code for a protein of 246 amino acids. NCBI's taxonomy places the organism in Eukaryota, Metazoa, Arthropoda, Insecta, Coleoptera, Curculionidae.